Molecule: messenger RNA, 700 nt
Organism: Entrophospora candida
Lineage: Eukaryota; Fungi; Glomeromycota; Glomeromycetes; Entrophosporales; Entrophosporaceae
Source: the annotation of a GenBank genome assembly
UAAUAUCAAUAGUAAUAAUGAUGAUGUAAAUGAGGAUAACGAAUCAUUACUUAAUAAUGAUAAUAAUAAUGAAUCAUUGCUUGAUAAUAAUAUUUAUGAAAACAUUAAAUUAUAUAAUAAUAAUAGUUUAAGUUAUUUAUCAAAAUUAAUUGAAAGACAAAAUGAUUUAAUUAAAUUGUUAAAUGACAAUAAUCAAUAUUUUACUUUUUUUGCUCCUUCUAAUCAAGCAUUAUUAAAAAAUGAUUAUUUACUUAAGAAUGAAUCUCAUAUUAAUAAUUUUAUAAAUUAUCAUUUAAUUUCAGUUUUAAUUCCACCAAAAUCUUUCUCUGAAACAAUAUCAUCUUUAAGUUCAACAUCAAAAUUUCAUUCAUCACUAAAGAAACCAAGUUUAUCAAAUUUAAUUGAUUCUUUAACAAAUAUAACUGUAUUUAUUACUAUAGAUGAUGAUAAUUCAUCUUCUUCAACUUCAUCAAGAUAUCAUAUAAUUAAUAAUCAAAUAAUUUAUUCCAAUGAUUUUAAAAAUCAUUCAAUUAUUGAAACUUUAGAUAGAAAUCAUUUAAGGGUUUUUAUUUAUAAUAAUGAAUUUAAUGCUGGUGCCAUUUCUUCUGCUAUAGUUGUAACUACAGCUAGUAUCUUGUUGUAUAAAUGGUACCAAGCACAUAAACUAUUAAACAACAAUGACAACAAUAAUAAUAAUUAA